Stylonychia lemnae is the source of this 2982-nucleotide messenger RNA. The record is from the annotation of a GenBank genome assembly. Lineage: Eukaryota; Ciliophora; Spirotrichea; Sporadotrichida; Oxytrichidae.
AUGAAGAAUUAAACGUCUAGUAUUUCAACAUCAUCCCAUUAAGAUUUGCUUAAAUUCAUAUCUCAGAGUAAAUUACCUUAGGCAAUCUCAACUACAACUUCCAUCACUGGUAAGCAGCCAUUUUCCCCUGUAAGUUAAAAGGAAAGAGUGAAGCCUCUCAGCGGAUUCUUAUUAAAUCAAUAUACAACUACUACCACAGCCACUCACACUCAAAAUGAAUUCCAAGACCAGACAGCAAUGAGUUCUAAAUUCACAUAAAGCUCACAUUACUUGAAAUCUAAGACUAAUUAGAACACUCUUGGUUUUCCCUCUGAGUCAUUCUAGUUUCAAUCGAUUCAAGGAGAUGACAGAGUAGAUCACAAGAAAAGUCAAGUGAUCAAUAACAAGUUGAGUCCUAUUGAGUUGCAAAGAAUUCAAGAAAAAGUCAUUGUUGAGGGAGUUAUCAAGACUAAAAUUGAAAAUAAUAAGGCUAAAUUAAGGAAGUUUGUAAAAUAGGGUAUCUAAGGUAACAAUCAAAAGCAAGAAGUCAAGAGAGAGAUAUCUCCACUGGUAAUACAAAGAGCUUACGACUAUAACCCGUCGAAAACUAUGCGCAGUCAAACAACAAGUUCUAGUGGCAGCAGGCCUUCCCAUCAAGGCUACACCAACAACCAUAGAAACCAUUUUGUAAAAACCGUAUAUACAAGUCUAUCACCUGUCAGAUCUCAGAACAAAAAUAAGCAGCUAAACAAAUUUGAUUCAAACUAGCAAAACAUCAUCAGUCAUAGAUCUCUAAGCAAUAAAUAAAGAAAUCCUAUAAAUAUUAAUUAAUUGGCAAGAAACCCAUAGUAAUUGAAAUCUGCUCACACGCUAAGCAGCUAAGAGUCUUAAUAAAUUAACAACACUAAUCCUUUCAAUGAAUAGGAGAACAUUGACUACAACAUUAUGAGUGUUGGAAGUCAGCAUAAUUCUAUCACCCCGAUUAGAAUAAGCAAUUUGAAUUUCAAAAACUAGCAGGCUUUGAUGUCCACUAAUUGCUUUAGCUCUUAGGACUAAUAAGAAUCUAGCAAAUAAGAUCUAAACUACGUGGUAUAGGAAAUAGAAAGAUUAAAAAUCAUGCACAAUGAAGAGAUAGGAGUUCUAAAAAGAAAACUAGUUGACACAGAAAAAAGAUUCGUGCUGCUAUGGGAGCAUGUCAAGGAAAAUGGAAGGAGGAAUGAUCAAAGAAUAACUGAGAUUCAGCAGAAGAUGAAUCAUUAAAGUCUGAUAAAACUUCACAAAAAAGCAAGUCCCUUAAAUAAUCCCAGUAUCAUAAGUUCAGAAUAAAAGAGAAGUAUGGAAAGGGGGUAAAUGAUUCUAUUUUCCGACGAUAAGCAACAGACUAAGUCAUUAUUCAACAUUGCUGAUCUGAAUUCACCACAAUAAUUGUAGUAAUAAAACAAUAAUCAAUAAAAAUCAAGGAACAACAUGAUGAACAAUUCCCUAGUAACUCCUCAUUAGUCUAAUUCCUCAUAAAAAAAAUCCUACUAGAGAAUGCAUUAGGAGCUUUAGGAUUCAUUGAUGUCUAUUCAGACUUAGAAUUAUCAUCCAUUCAUGUCAUCACAAGACCAAUAGUCAAGCACUUCUCCUAUAUACCCAAAUGCAAAUACAAAAUCUAAUGCUGAUUUGCUCUCAUCUUGUUUUUCAAAGAACGGGAUGUUCUAAUCAGUAGCCAAUCCACAUUAAAACUCAACACCCCACCUUGAGAUAGAAGAGGAAAUCAGACAGAUGAACUAAGGCAGCAACUAACCACUAAUAUCCUAGCCUUCAACUUAAAAGUAGCAAUUCUUGUCUAAGAAUUUCUCAAUGUCAUCAAUUAAAUACUCAAAGCAAAGUCAGAAUAACACCAUGAAUUCAUUCACACCUAUUUAAACUCAAGAAAAUCCUAUCCCCAAUAACGUAGAUCAGACUAGGAACAGCAAUCUCACCAUUAACACUUCUAAUACUAGAUCUGCUUACCCCCUGGUAAGUGCCAAUCGAAUAAACUAUAAUAGCACUAACUCAGAAUCAUAAAGCCAGCACUCUCGUUAAAAUACCUUAAUGGACUACAAGAGAAGCGAAAUCAGAAUCAAUAAUCAUGCUAGUAAUAAUUUAAUCGAUAAAAAUCAUAGUAAUCAAAAGUAAGAUUGCAAUAAAAGGAGAAGCUUAAAUAGAGUGCUUUCUAUGCAGAUAUUGAACAAUAAUGGCCUCUAAGGAGGCAAUCAUCUCUAUGGUUCUUUUGACUAGAACUUCCCAGUCCUAGCUAGAUUGGAAUAGCAAUACUUGAAGAAUCUUUAAACUCUAGGAAAUUAUCCUUCUAGAAGUCCAACAUCAAACGCAAGUUCACUGGAAUAAGAAUCUUAAUUUGGAAAUGUGCAGGUCUAUUCACCAGAAGAUAGCAACAAUCAAAAACUGUACAUAAUCAGUUCAAGAUGGUUUAUCAACUGGUUCCAAGCCUACUCUGCGAACAAAUUCUUCCUUCCUCAAAAGAUCACAAAUAUUGAUGCAAUGGAUUUAGAGAAAAUGACGAUCAAACCAAAAGCUAUUCCGAAUCUAGAUUACUUCAUAAUAAACUUUGAGAUUUGGAGUUCUCUGAUGAAUUUAUAUGGCGCAGAUUAUGAGAUUUAACUUAGCAAGUUCUCCAUAAGUAUUAUCGAUUUGGGUCAAGAUGACACAACACCAAGGCACUCCUCUUUCCUAGAUGUACCAAAUGAACUCUCUUUCUAUCACGAUAACCUCACUGCUAUAUUGAAUAGUGUCAAGUUUAGUACCUUAUAGUAAUUGCCACACACAACUAGAACAAGACCACUCUCAGAUGAUAUGACCUUGUAGCAAUAGGAAAUGCUUCAGCAGUAAUACAAAGAGCUAAACGAUAUAAAGCUAUAAAAUGAGAAUUUGAAGUACUAGCAGUAUCAAUAGCAGAGAGAAGAAAGUCUAAAGAGAGAUAUCACUAAGAAGAACAACAUAAUAUACAUGAAUAAGUGA